ACAAUUAUAAUAGUCAAAUGAGGGCAGUACUGACUGUUAGGUAUAUUUAUGUCUGUCGUGGCAUAAUGGAACAAGCAGCUGAGAGGAAACGGAGGUUUUUACUGCUCUCAGUUCGUGCCACGACCCAGCCGACAGCAGCUGACACCCGCCGGUGCUUCUCAUUGUAACACUCGGCCCUUCUGUAGCCACGCAGAGACCUGAGACUGCUCUGUGCUACAGGCAACAAGACGUGACAAAGUACGUUAUAUCUCUUCCGUGUCUGUGGUGACAUGUUCAUCUCUUAGUUAAGGCUAUAGGUAUAUUUUGUGGUGUGAAGGAAAGCAAGAAGGUGAAACUAAAUCCCGAUAUUAGUUGGGAAAUAAUGGAAAGAAAAAAGUGAAUCUGCAAACUUAAUAGUGAAUGUUGUUUUAAUUCAACAUCGCAGAAAAUAUUGUAAUUACCUUCAAUUUCAUGUGAACUACUUAAUAUCCAUACUGUGUGACAAUUUAACGCUUUGGCUUUAAAUCUUUAUAAAAAUAAUGGCCAAGUCGGGCAAGGUUACGGCAGUGCUGGCCUGUGUGGCGAUGCUAAGCGUCACGACGCUCGCGGACACAUUCAAGCUACUGAUUGUCCACACGAACGAUAUGCACUCUCGGUUCGAACAGACCAGCAAGUCGUCUGGGGUGUGCUCUGAGCAAGAAGCGGCCAAGAAUCAAUGUUUCGGCGGGUUUCCACGUGUUUCGGAAGCUGUCACCCUGGCACGUGCAAGAAGUAAGAUGGAGAACACGCAGUCUCUGUUCCUCAUUGCUGGAGACAUCUAUCAAGGGACACUUUUCUACACUAUCUACAAAUGGAAGAUUGUUGCCAAGCUCACCAACAUGCUGAGACCUGAUGCCAUGUCACUGGGAAACCACGAAUUCGACGAUGGCGUGAAGAGCUUGGUGCCUUUCAUCAACAAUGCGACAUUCCCCAUCCUGGCGUCGAACCUGGAUCUUAGAAAGGAACAAGAUUUGUACAGGCCAAACCUAAAAAAUUCAGUCGUCUUUGACCUCGGUGGGGUGAAGGUGGCCGUCAUUGGAUACGUCACACCCGAUACCAAGUUCAUAUCUCAAGCAGGAGAGGUGGAAUUUCUAGAUGAAGUGGAGAGCAUCAAGGCUGAAGCGGAACGCAUCAAAGAACGGGAACCCGAUGUUCGAAUAUUUAUUGCUCUUGGACAUUCUGGCUUCGAAAUGGAUCAGAAGAUCGCUGCCGGCGUACCUGAUAUUGACGCAGUGGUCGGUGGGCACACCAACACCUUCCUCUACAGUGGUAGUAAGCCAGACAGCGAGGAUCCUGAGGGUAUCUACCCCACCUUCGUGACGCAAGAGUCCGGACGCCGAAUUCCUGUGGUUCAAGCUUAUGCCUACACCAAAUACUUGGGACAGCUGAGUCUUGAGUUUGAUUCUCAGGGAGAAGUCAUACACGCCGUUGGAAAUCCACUGCUUCUUGAUCACAACGUAGAGCAAGAUCCCUUUAUACUUGAAGAAUUAAAUAAAUGGAAAAAGAACAUAUCAUUGAUGGCAGACGAAGAGAUAGGAAGAACAAAGGUUCUGCUAGAUGGAGAUACCAAACAUUGCCGUGUACAUGAAUGUAACCUUGGGAACUUCAUAACAGAUGCUUACAUUGACUAUAUGGCUCGCCUGCAUAAGCUGAACUAUGGAAAAGGUUGGACUGAUACCCCAAUUUCAAUUCAGAAUGGAGGUUCAAUUCGAGCAUCUAUUGAUGUUAGCAGUAAAGGGGGAAAGGUGACAAUGGCAGAUCUCAUGGCUGUACUUCCAUUCAUUAAUAACAUGGUGCGAAUGAGCCUGAAAGGGUCUGACCUCUUGGAGGUGCUGGAGUGGAGUGUGUUUGAUUAUAAUGCUGAUGAGCAUAAAGGAAAGUUUCUUCAAUAUUCAGGGUUGAGAGUGGAAUAUGACUUACACAAACCAAAUGGAAAACGUGUUGUGAGAGCAUUAGCAAGGUGUGGAGAGUGUCGAGUACCAAUAUAUGAGCCUAUAGAUCCAAAUAAAUCUUACUAUGUUAUAACCACUGCUUUCCUGGCCAAAGGUGGAGAUGACUUCAAGGUCUUGAAGCAAAACUAUCGAAGUCAACAUGAGAUGGAUAUAACUGACACUGACAUGGUGAAAGAGUAUUUUCGUCGAAGGAGUCCUGUGUAUCCAGGAGUGGAGGGAAGAACCAAAUUCGUGAAUCACAUUGAGUCUGCAGCAUCAAUAAUGAGAUCCUCCAUCUUGAUGCCUUUCAUCAUUUCUCUAGCCACAGUAUUAAGUACACCAUAAGAGAAUAAGUCUUCUGAGGAUGUUUACAAGAUUGCUGACAGUAUCAAUCAAUCAAUCAAUGCAGAAAUGAAGGAGAAGAAUGUUGAGAUAAUUCAUUCCAUGUAGAACUAUUAGUGUUUCUUCAUUUGUGUUAACAUGGUGAUACCACAUGUGACAUCAAAUUCAACUCUGGAAUAAACUGACAGAUUAAGACUACCAUCUUCUGGGAACAUAAUGCCACAUGAUUUGGUAGAUGGGGUUUGAAGGAACGUUGGUAUCUCUCUACCAAAUUGCUUGGCAUCACAUCCCAGAAAUUUAAAACUCAUCACUGCCAGAACUUGAAAUCUCACUCUGAGAUAUUUUGAAGAAUUCAUGUGUCAUCACCAUACAUGAGCUGUGAUGUUUCAGUAACAUGACUGGGUAUGAGCUGGAUCACUGAGGUUUGAUUCCUGAGAGGGACAGAUAUUUUUAUUGACAGAUUAAAUGAACCAUAAAUAAAUAAAAUAAGUGAUAUCUAGACAGCUCUAGGAACUACUAAGCCUUGCACCCAGUGAGUAUGGUGAAAAAUUUGACCAUUCUCAUUUAGUGCAUAGGCGAAGAAUGCAGUUAGACGUAGUAACAUAUAGUCAAACUUCCACUACUAUGAAGGACAUACAGUUUUCUACUGAGGAUACUCUGUUAUCUGAAGGGUUCAGUUUUAUGGCAUCCGAAAACACCUGCACCCUUGAAUGCCAGCAGAAUACAUGUUAUUGCUCAUUGAUGCAGGGACCAGACCAUGGAUUGGUGUACAGUUAGGUGAGUGUACAGAUAGAAUUACCAGUGACACACACAGACUAUGAACUGGAGUGGAAUGUAUGGAGAGCUGUGGUUUCUGAGGCCAAGGCUCAAACUAAGCUGUAACACUAGAAAUAAGAAGGAAUUAAAUAUAUUACCAGCCAUGUUCCAACUUCCAAGUACCAAUGUCACACAAAAAAACAUUACAUAAUAAACACAUAAAAAUUAAAAAUACCAAAAAGAGUACGAUAAUGCAUCUCAGAAACCAUGUCAUGAUUUUGUGGUGGAUUAUAUUAUUGUAGAUAACUUGUUAAUAAAAUAACAUCAGAAUUAUAGAAAUUAUAAGAAGAAAGAUUUAAACAGAUUACGUGAAGACACGAAGUUUCUAAUGAGUACUGAGAUAUGAAAACGGGAUUAAAUCCAAAACCAAGACACAUGCUGAGAUCUGAAUGUAGAAACACUUCAAGAAAUGUUCAUAUGUGAUUAUACACACACACACACAUGAUGGUGAAAAUUAUGUUUGUGGUAUUGUAGGUUACGAUGCCAAGCAGAUCCGUAGGUGGAUACCAACAUUUCUGAUGUCCACUUAUAAAAUGGCAGUGUCAUGUUCCAAAUACCACAGUCUUAUAAGGAAAAUCUUUCAUAUUAAGAGCACGCUGAUAUGGAUAAAAAGGAUCCUUU
Cryptotermes secundus is the source of this 3728-nucleotide messenger RNA. RefSeq names its product protein 5NUC. Gene Ontology annotation, biological process: AMP catabolic process. The transcript is spliced from 10 exons. Gene Ontology annotation, molecular function: metal ion binding; 5'-nucleotidase activity; nucleotide binding. The coding region runs from base 519 to 2294 and encodes 591 amino acids. The record is from RefSeq and is a predicted model, not a curated record. Lineage: Eukaryota; Metazoa; Arthropoda; Insecta; Blattodea; Kalotermitidae. Gene Ontology annotation, cellular component: plasma membrane.